CUCCAACCAAUUUUUAGAAACAGACUCCAGCGAUUUUUUUUGGAAACGAACUCCAAGCCUCCUGCCAUUUAAAAGUAAUUAAAGCCCACUAAUUAAAAGUUCUUUCCAUGGUUCCAUCGAAGACACCAACGAAGGUGAUUCAAACCGGCGGCGAUUGACAAGCUCCAUCGAAGACCACAACGACGGAGGUGCUCCGAAGCGGCGGCGAAAGAAUUACAGGCGAGAAGAAGAUUGGUGGCGGCUGCAACCAUGGAAAGAACACCAAGUGAUUGGCCACACCCUGAGUGGCAUGCGCCCUGGAAGAACUACAGGGUCAUCAGCGGGCACUUGGGUUCGGUGCGGUCUGUUGCAGUGGACCCCAGCAAUGCGUGGUUCUGUACAGGCUCAGCAGAUAGAACAAUCAAGAUCUGGGAUUUAGCAACCGGGACUCUAAAGCUCACCCUUACUGGUCAUAUUGAACAAAUAAGAGGCCUUGCAGUUAGCAGCAAACAUACCUACAUGUUCUCUGCUGGUGAUGAUAAACAAGUCAAGUGCUGGGACCUAGAACAGAACAAGGUCAUUCGGUCUUAUCAUGGUCACUUAAGCGGUGUUUAUUGCUUGGCUCUACACCCCACCCUUGAUCUUCUGCUUACUGGGGGUCGUGAUUCUGUGUGCAGGGUUUGGGACAUCAGGAAAAAGACUCAAGUUCAUGCUUUUUCAGGGCAUAAGAACACAGUUUGCUCUGUUCUUGCUCGGCCGUUGGACCCUCAAGUGAUUACAGGCUCAAAUGAUUCAACUGUGAAAUUCUGGGACCUCAGGAAUGGGAAGACCAUGUCAACACUCACACACCACAAGAAAUCUGUCCGGGCGAUGGCAUUGCAUCCAAAGGAGGAUGCUUUUGCGUCUGCCUCUGCUGACAACAUAAAGAAGUUUAAACUCCCAGAAGGAAAGUUUCUGCACAACAUGCUUUCCCAGCAGAAAGCAAUUAUCAAUGCCAUGGCUAUCAAUGAGGAAGGUGUGUUGGCUACAGGAGGUGAUAAUGGGAGCUUGUGGUUCAGGGAUUGGAGGAGUGGCCACAAUUUUCAGCAAUCACAGACAAUUGCUCAACCUGGGUCACUGGAAAGUGAGGCUGGCAUCUAUGGAAUGGCAUAUGAUGUCACUGGUUCAAGGCUGAUUACUUGUGAGGCAGAUAAGACCAUAAAGAUGUGGAAAGAAGACGAAAACGCCACCCCAGGAACACAUCCUCUUCACUUUAGGCCCCCUAGAGAUAUUAGUCGCUUCUGAAUGGUGGCUUGUUUUCUGUACCCCUAGAGAUUUCAUAAUCAUGCUAUCUAAACUGUAUGAAGAAGUACAUUUCAUAUUAGUCUAUUAGUUGUAAGCAUCUCUAAUCUCUAUACUUACAUUAUUCUAAAACAUCUACAUGCUAAAAGCUUAAAAUUUCAAAACUUACACAAGUUCCUCAGGAAAAGAGUUCAGGACUUCUAUUGAUUGGAUAAUGUCUUCUCAUAGUUUCAUGUACACAUGCUAAUGUUUUGUUCUUUCUCUCAUCUACACCCAUGAUUUAUUGGC
This is a messenger RNA of Cuscuta epithymum, 1548 nucleotides long. NCBI's taxonomy places the organism in Eukaryota, Viridiplantae, Streptophyta, Magnoliopsida, Solanales, Convolvulaceae. The record is from the annotation of a GenBank genome assembly.